CUGACAGAGCCGGCAGGGUGGCUCCAGUCUGACUGACGCCUGGCUGUGCCCGUGCGCUACUGCUCCUCCUCCCCUUUCUGCAGCCCAAAUCACUCCGCAUGCACCGAGGCCGGAGGGACCAGCGCAGGGCAACAGAGAUACAGGACCUAUGGGCAGAACCUUGAGAGAUGUCUAAGUUUUUCCUUGAGACAUUUUCUUGGGCUCCUUCUGAUAGAGAAUAAACUGAAGAACGUGUGCAAGUAUCCUUGAGGCCUGCACUCAUUGCUUCUCUGGCCUCUAUCUUGGUUUAAUCUCAGGGUAAACUCAGCGAAUCCUAUGCACGCCAGCACUCCCAUCAGCUCGUUGUUCUCCUUCACUAGCCCUGCUGUCAAACGGCUGCUUGGCUGGAAGCAAGGAGACGAAGAAGAAAAAUGGGCAGAGAAAGCGGUGGAUUCGCUUGUGAAGAAACUGAAGAAGAAGAAAGGAGCAAUGGAAGAACUAGAAAGGGCUUUAAGUUGUCCGGGGCAACCUAGUAAAUGUGUCACUAUCCCACGGUCACUGGAUGGGAGGUUACAGGUGUCACAUCGCAAAGGCCUCCCUCAUGUCAUCUAUUGCCGGGUUUGGAGGUGGCCUGAUCUGCAGUCCCAUCAUGAGUUAAAACCAAUGGAAUGCUGUGAGUUCCCUUUUGUGUCCAAGCAGAAGGACGUGUGCAUUAACCCCUACCACUACCGUAGGGUGGAAACACCAGUGUUGCCCCCGGUGCUUGUUCCAAGACACAGCGAGUUCAACCCACAGCUGAGCCUUCUGGCAAAGUUCCGAAACACCUCACUGAAUAAUGAACCACUAAUGCCGCACAAUGCAACUUUCCCGGAGUCUUUCCAGCAGCCGUCAUGCACUCCAUUCUCUUCCUCACCAAGUAACAUGUUCCCUCAGUCCCCAAACACAGUGAGCUAUCCAGAUUCUCCUAGGAGUUCCACCGACCCAGGAAGCCCAUACCAGAUCACAGAGACGCCCCCUCCACCAUAUAAUGCUCCAGACCUUCAAGGGAAUCAAAACAGACCAACUGCAGACCCAGCCGAAUGCCAGUAUGUUUUGUCAGCUCUGAACAGAGACUUUCGCCCUGUUUGCUAUGAAGAGCCUUUGCACUGGUGUUCUGUUGCUUAUUAUGAACUGAAUAACCGAGUAGGGGAGACGUUCCAAGCCUCCUCGCGCAGCGUCCUCAUUGACGGAUUCACAGACCCCUCCAAUAACAAGAACAGAUUCUGCUUAGGGCUUCUCUCAAACGUCAACCGCAACUCCACUAUUGAAAACACCCGCAGGCAUAUCGGAAAAGGGGUCCAUCUUUACUACGUGGGUGGAGAGGUGUACGCAGAAUGUGUGAGCGACAGCAGCAUUUUCGUACAGAGUCGCAACUGCAAUUACCAGCAUGGCUUCCAUCCUUCCACUGUCUGCAAGAUCCCCAGCGGCUGCAGCCUCAAGAUAUUUAAUAACCAACUAUUUGCCCAGCUUCUUUCCCAGUCCGUUAACCAAGGCUUCGAGGUGGUUUAUGAACUGACGAAAAUGUGCACCAUUCGAAUGAGCUUUGUUAAAGGAUGGGGAGCAGAAUACCACCGACAGGAUGUAACUAGCACCCCCUGCUGGAUUGAAAUCCAUUUACAUGGGCCUCUCCAGUGGCUGGACAAGGUUCUGACGCAGAUGGGCUCACCGCAUAAUCCAAUCUCUUCUGUAUCGUAAACUCUCCACAGCCACAUAUCAUAGGCAAUAGCAUAACUGGUACUAUCUGCUCUUUAUAUAAAAGAGCACUUAAUGCCAGUCACAAGGCUCCAUAACCUUUAAUCUGUUCAGGGAUUGGAUAAAUUCCACCCCCUAUAACACCACUCUUAUAUAAACCACUUCCCUGUUCCUUUUCGUGGCAGUGGUUACAAGUCCACGCAGUCCAGGAAACAGACCGACCUUUGGGGUUACAAAAGGAAUAGAGCCCAAUGGCAAGGGAUGAGGAUUGGAUCAGGGAUAGGUUUUUAGUAGAAUGGGGCGUGGCUAAGCAUUCUUUCUUUAGAUUUUGUUUUUUAAUGGGUUACCAUUAUACUUAGUUACAUUACACUAGGAGCCCAGCUGAAAGAGGGCUAAGCACCCAGUACUAUGGCUGCUCGUGUUUUCUGAUGGUUGGCCUGCCAUAAAAAAAUAAUUUCCAAAUACACUUCUUCGACACUCUGUCAAUUUUCCCAUUGACCCUUUAUAUCUGAAUUAGUGAUGUGCGGGCCGGUCCGUUACCUGUGGGUUUGGGCCGACCUCACACUCUUCUUCGCGGGCGGCGACCACCGUCAAAUGACAGUUUCCAACUUCCGGGUUUGUCUUUUAUAGACGCUGCACCUGCUCACCCCGCCCCUUUUGUGACGUCAUCGACAGGGCGGCGGGUCUAUAAAAGCAACCCGGAAGUCGGAUGCGGGUUAGGGCCGGGAAAUCUUGACCCGCGCAAUCAGUACAAUCUGAAUACUUUAUGUCCUGAAACUUAAAUGGAACUCUGUGAUUACCCUCUAGUUGUCUGGUAUGAAGGGAUGUAUAUAUUUCUAUAAACGAGUGAUAUACUGGUGAUGGACGAAUCUGUCCUGUUUCGCUUUGCCCAGAAAUUUGUGAAAUGCCGAAAAAAUUUGCACAACGGCAAAAAAUUUGCAAAACAGGCAACAAUUUUUACACGCACAACUCUUUUGUCCAAAUGCAUUAAAGUCAAUGGGCGUCUGAAUAAUUUUGAUAAUUUUUUUGUCGUGGCGAAUUUUCUCAGCAGUUUCGUGAAGACAUUUGCCAUUGGCUAAAUCCAUAAAAUUCGCCCAUCACUAGUAAUAACUGCAUUCCAUGAGCUGGAACAUGCAUCCUGGGAUUAGGAAGAAAUUAAGUGAUUGGGGCCUGACCCUCACCCUUAGAAUUUGCUGCAAUGCAAAAGCCGAUAUCCAAUCAAAGGGGCAGAACCCAUGUAUCUUAUAUAUUAAAGAGCCCAGUCAUCUUUAAGCCCUUACCAUUGCCAUUUUUUGUCAACCGGUAGCCAUUUUCCAUGUACAUAUAUGCAUUUCAUUAAUGUGUUUUUAGUAUCAUGAUUAGAUGUUGAUGUCUUUUUUUUAUAUACUGUACAUACUGUUUCUAUGGAGAGAGCACUUCACCAGUACUGACUAUAAGAAUAAGGGCAGAACCGCUUCUCAGACGGACAAACAACGUAAUCCGGCUCCAUGCACUUAUACACGGUACUUUUUUGGACAAUUUAUGCUUUUUUUAAGAAUUAUUUAAAUAUUUUUUAGAUUAUUCCUUACCGCCAGUCCCUCUAUUGCUCUAUAUUGCAUUGUAAGGGUAAAGAUUUUUAUAUCUGUUUUUUUGUAUAGUGAACUAGAGAUUAAGAUUUACGUUCCGACAUAUAUAUAUAUAAUAUAUAUAUAUAGGGAUCUUGCUGCUUGAGCAUCUGCCAGCUCUUUGAUUCACACCCGGCCUCUCUGGUUCUGACUCACUUAAUUAUAAUGUUAACUAGAUUUGUGUAAAGCUGAAUAAAGAACAGAGUACCAGCACGUCCUCUGCCCCCGAUAUGGAACGGACAGUUGGUUCUGAUUGGGUUUCUUUACAGCAUUAUAUAUAUAUAUAUAUAUAUUGAUAUCUAGUGUUCCUGGCCAAGUAGUCCCUGUAUCUCAUCACCUGCUUCUAGUGUGUCAGCUGUGUGGGAUAUACUGUAAUAUCUAAGCUAUACCCUGUCUGGUGUUGAAUGCACUGCAUCAAUCAGCUAAUAAAGAAGUAAGAUACAACA
Messenger RNA from Xenopus laevis (African clawed frog), 3760 nucleotides. It is a transcript of the gene smad9.S, whose product is annotated as SMAD family member 9 S homeolog. Gene Ontology annotation, molecular function: DNA-binding transcription factor activity, RNA polymerase II-specific; I-SMAD binding; RNA polymerase II cis-regulatory region sequence-specific DNA binding. Gene Ontology annotation, cellular component: cytoplasm; heteromeric SMAD protein complex; transcription regulator complex. The record is from RefSeq and is marked provisional. NCBI's taxonomy places the organism in Eukaryota, Metazoa, Chordata, Amphibia, Anura, Pipidae. Gene Ontology annotation, biological process: cell differentiation; transforming growth factor beta receptor signaling pathway; regulation of transcription by RNA polymerase II.